AUCAGUCAAGAGUGCUUUUCUAUCACCAACCAGCCCUACGUAACCACUCUUAGUGGCGGCGCCUCUUGGCCCGUUGUCGAUCAUCCUCUCGCGGUUACCAUACGCCAACGCGGUUAUUGCAAACGUAAAUUUCGAUUUGCCCGCGCCUCUACCUUGGAAGGUUUCUAGACCGGUUCGCCUUGUUUGGGCACCGCUCCUUUAAUCUUCGCCUUAGGCAAUUGCUCAUACCGACAAUUCAAUUCCUAUUUGGAACUUCCCAAGAUGUCGCUUGGGGGAGCAUUUCGCUCAUUCUGGCAUUCUAUGACCAGCAAUGACAGACACUCGACGUAUGAUUCUCCUCACCGAACAGGCCGCCAUGUACCCCUCGAUAGACAGGGCACGCUCACAUCAGUCGCGACCGCUUCCGAAUCCCGAGCCGAUAUCACAUCUCCAUACGUCGAUGAACUCGGUCGGUUAUCUAGUGGUAUGGAUGGCACGGGCUAUUCCGGUGCUGGGCUCCCAGCAACCUCUCCCAUGUCGCCUGGCUCCAACGGACCAUACUCUCCCGGAUUAAGAUCCCUUAACGCUCAGCGCCAGGGCGCCAAAGAUGACGGAUUUGAGACUGUUAGUAGCCCGGGUGAAAUUCCGAUGCAGUCAUUUGUGGAUGGUGGUCCGCCGGCGCCCCCAGUGACACAUUCAUGGAGGCGGAUUGAUAAGUGGGCAGAGGAAAACUAUCCUGAAUUGUUUGACCAACUAUGUGAAGGGUGCACCACCAACGAUCUAAACGAACUAGAACACCAACUGGAUUGUUCACUCCCCCAGGACGUUAGAGACUCCUUAUCAGUUCAUGAUGGACAAGAACGUGGCGGUAUCCCGACAGGUAUUAUUUUCGGCUCUAUGUUGCUCGACUGCGAAGAAAUGGUACAAGAAUGGGAUCAAUGGAGGAAGGUCAACCAACAAUAUCUGCUUGAUACGACUAUAGUGAAACCUGCUGUGCCUUCUAAGGCAUUCGGAGGUAGUAACCAAGCUUCGUCUUCUAAAUCUGCUCCCGGCUCGCCUAGCUCCCACGGUUCCCAUAAGGAUUCGUGGAGACAGGAACUUCAGUCCCGCCAAGAUUCCGUUCCCCAGGGUUCCGUUCAACGCGCUUACGCACACCCUGGCUGGAUUCCUCUCGUACGAGAUUGGGGUGGGAACAAUCUUGCUGUUGAUCUCGCGCCCGGUCCUGCCGGUCUUUGGGGUCAAAUUAUUCUUUUCGGCCGAGAUUACGAUACCAAGUAUGUUGUUGCGAAAUCCUGGGCGGCAUUCCUCGCGAUAGUCGCGGAUGAUUUGAACAGCGGUAAAUGGUUUGUCGAUGAGGAUACGAACGAGCUCAAGCUGCGCGAGUUUAAGACGACUCGUGUUGAGCCAUCUUACUUCGAUAUCUUGAGAUGGAGGAUGGACCAGAAGCAUGGACGUGGCGCAAAAGCAGCCGCGAAACGCAGGUCUAUGGCUCCGAAUGGUGCUGCUACCUCUCCAGGAGGUUCUCCUUACGCCAGCCCUACGGACGGGAACGGGGAGCCUCGUGGCCGUACAUUGCAAAGACUUAGUAACCCGUCGCCUCUGGGAAGUCCUAAUCGUCCUGGUUUCGGAAAGCCGAGUCCUCUUGCACGAGUUACCGAGGAGGCAUCGCUUCCGAUUUCUGACACUAAAUUGGAACCUAACGGUGUGAAGCAGCCUAAGCUCGUGGAAGUGGAGACCCCCCGGCCUAGCGAUGAGGUCAAGGAGCCCCCAAUCAUAAUCGAGGCUAAAGGAAAGGACGUAUCACCCCCGAAACCUACAGUGGCAGAUGCAGACGACAAGGAAGAGUUGGGAGAGGGGAUGAAGACCAUCGAGAUUUGAUACGAAAGUUCGACGACCUGCAAUGAUACGUAUUGUACCACGACUACUUAAUAGACAACAAAAAGGAUGGCGUUCAAGGGUCAGAUCCGGUGCAAAUCGGUAUCGUAGUUACUUUCGGCGACGGUCUUUUGCUUCUUGCGGCCCACACGAUUCUUUCUGAUUAAGCACAUUC
Annulohypoxylon maeteangense is the source of this 2029-nucleotide messenger RNA. Its product is annotated as cell wall assembly and cell proliferation coordinating protein. The record is from RefSeq and is a predicted model, not a curated record. Gene Ontology annotation, biological process: cell wall biogenesis; regulation of fungal-type cell wall biogenesis. The coding region runs from base 262 to 1857 and encodes 531 amino acids. NCBI's taxonomy places the organism in Eukaryota, Fungi, Ascomycota, Sordariomycetes, Xylariales, Hypoxylaceae. Gene Ontology annotation, cellular component: mating projection tip. The transcript is spliced from 3 exons.